AUGUUACGCUGGGAUUUCAAUCAUUUGCAGCAAAUCUGGGACAUUGAAUUUGAUGGUAGCAUGUUGUUUCUCCCAGCCCGCGGGCGCAUGCUCUUGUCCAGCUUUUGCCACGACUUCUCGCGCUCGAAGACUUCGUCAUUGAAGUCUAGUGGUCUAGCAAACCGGACAGAGGGUAGUUUCCAGGUCAGUAAUCUGAGUAUGGAGGUUGUUGAAAAAUACUUUGGAAUCCCAAAGACACCGGUGCCAACGAGCAUCCCAUCCUGGGAAAUUCCAGUUCCCGCAACGCUAGCGACCCAGACAUCGACAUAA
Aspergillus oryzae RIB40 is the source of this 309-nucleotide messenger RNA. RefSeq lists its product as uncharacterized. The transcript has 2 exons. The record is from RefSeq and is a predicted model, not a curated record. The coding region runs from base 1 to 309 and encodes 102 amino acids. NCBI's taxonomy places the organism in Eukaryota, Fungi, Ascomycota, Eurotiomycetes, Eurotiales, Aspergillaceae.